GGGGCCCAACCGGGGCCGGGCGGCGGGGCCUGCGGCUGGCCAGCUGGCGGCGGCCGGGCCGGCAUCUGGCGCGGGUGCUGCUUAAAUACAGCAAGGCUGUGGAAAGUGGGGAGCGGAGAUGGCGUUGGCAGUGGGCAGGCGGCGGCAGGACUUGGACAACGGUUCCCUGGAAAUAACACAGAGUUUGGAAGAUGAUCCGCUAUUGGAUGCACCACUCAUUUCAUCUCAUACAUUGCAUUCCCAACUGAGGCCAAGAUUUCACGCCAUCCCAGCAGUUUUCCUUGCCAAUUUUCUGUUGCUAAUACAUGUUUCUUUUGUUGUUCUAGCAUUUUUAGCAGCUAUGUUUUGCUCCUAUCCCAAUCCAAACAAGGAUAAGUGCCCUGGAAACUAUACUCACCCACUUAAAGUACAGACUGUCAUAAUCAUUGCAAAAGUAAUUCUGUGGAUUCUGUAUGUUUUCUUUGAACGAUACGUCCAGCACCACCACAGUAAAGUCAGAAGCAGAGGUUACUUCUUAAUAUACAGAUCGACAAGACAUCUAAAAAGGCUUCCACUGUUGAUACACUCCACAGGUAAUGCAGCCCUGCUUUUGAUUCUGUCAACCCAGCAUUCCUUUCCUGAUCACAGUAAAGUAUACUUGUAUCUCUUCCUGGGAGUCCUGGGCCUGGAGCUGAUUAGCUCACUGACAUGCUUAGUGAUUUACACAGUGAAAAUAAGCAACUUCAAUCGUGCGAAGCCAAGACCUGAUGUAAUUGAAGAAGAAAAGAUGUACGCCUACCCUAGUCACAUUACCUCAGAAAUUGGAUUCAGGGGAAAUUCAAGUUUAGAAGAGAUAGUUGAGAAGCAAGGAGACGUAAUAGAAUAUCUUCAGCGACACAACGCGCUGCUUAGCAAGAGACUGUUGGCAUUAACAUCUCAGCAAAUCAAAAAUUAACAGCGUUUGGAAAGCUGUGGGAGCUCUGGAGGGAAUAGGAGGUAAUGUAAUAUCCAGACUGAUUUGUAGAGAUUACUCUUCAAUCAUCUGUCACAUUUUGAAAUGGAAGUUAAGCUGGAUGGAUGACCUCUGCAUACACUAUAAACCUAUUACAAAUUGACACUGUGGCUCUCUUCAAGUAAUCAGUUCUGAAAAAAGGUUCUGGAGCUUCAUGAAUUUUUAGUUCCUAAGAGGUCAAAGUUGGACUUGAGGUAAUGGUUUAACUUUGUUCAGUUUAUGUUAUUAUUUUCUACUGCUGUAACCACUGAGCUUCAAACUGCUGAAGUAUUUUAUAUUUCCAGAAUACAAAUUCGUUCUCUAGAAAAAACUGACUUUGCAAAGGAUGUGUUUUUCAGUUGCUAGUGCUGAAGCUGAGACUAGAUAUGUUCUGUCACCAAGUCCCACUGCUUCCACUGUUAGAGGUGGUGUACUUCAAUAAUCCUAUGCAAACUAGGUGCUUUCUUUCUAGAUGGGUUUUCUUUUCUCCUUUGGCAAGAAAUGGAAUUAAACUGUUGCCAGUGGGGAAAUUUAGCACCCAAUUUAGGAUUUAAAAAAAACCCAAACAAACUAGUUGGUACCCUGGAAUGGCAAAUAGCAUAAGUGUGUAAUUAAAAAAACAAUGUAAUGAUAAGCAAUUUGAACACAGACUUCUGGCUUUAAAACCUGUAGGAAGGAUCUCCAGGGCUGAUGACUUCCUUGUUCCUAGCAGUCUGACAGCUAAUAAUAAACAAAAUUCCUAUUCUGCUGAGUGAACUAACUUAAUACAAAAAUAUUUGAGUACGCUUUUUCAUUGACCUCAUAACUAACUUGUGUGGAAUGGGUUUAAAGAUUUUUAUCAAAGAUGCAUCCUUAGUUACACAGAUCCUUACUCUUUCCUUUGACUUUCCAGAAAAUGUCAGUACCUUAAUUCAAAAGCUAAAGUGGUAUAUGUGGGGAAGUGAAAUGCAGCGGGCAACAGAAAGGUGUUCUAGAAUUUGGAGAAACAAAUUGUUUUUGUUCUAUUUCACGGGUUUACUGGGAAGACUGGUGAAAUAACUAUUCUGUUUUGAGCAUUACUUUGUCUACCAAUGUAGACUAAUUAUUUUAGAAGCCAAUACCUCUGUGGGGACAGGGUACUCCCUGGUCAAAAAUGAGAAGGCUCUCAUGAGAAGUAGUCUUGUGGUUGAAAAUCCAUUCUGUUUUAGUCCUAGGGCACAACUUCAGGAAUAACUAAACUGUUCAGUGUAAAACAAACAUGGAGAUUGUGUCAUUUAAAGGAAAACGAUAAAUAUUGGAAGUUUUGCUGCUAUCCAACACUAGAAUGUUCUCCUUAAUUGUUGUUUCUUGAAAAUGCAGCUGGGAUUUUAUAGUAUACAUGUAAGAAAUAAAAGUGUGUUUGUUUUUAGAACUUGGAUUUUGAUGUGAUUGUGUGUAUUGAUUUAUAUCAUUUCUAUGAAAAGCUGUAAAAUGUGACUGAAGUUCAUGCACAAUAAAUGCAACUAAGGGAAA
Molecule: messenger RNA, 2461 nt
Organism: Colius striatus (speckled mousebird)
Lineage: Eukaryota; Metazoa; Chordata; Aves; Coliiformes; Coliidae
Gene: TMEM192
Product: transmembrane protein 192
Exons: 6
Coding region: 119-934 (271 amino acids)
Cellular component (GO): late endosome; lysosomal membrane
Source: RefSeq, a predicted model, not a curated record